Messenger RNA from Neoarius graeffei (lesser salmon catfish), 7617 nucleotides. It is a transcript of the gene phf21ab, whose product is annotated as PHD finger protein 21Ab. Gene Ontology annotation, molecular function: chromatin binding. The transcript has 19 exons. The record is from RefSeq and is a predicted model, not a curated record. Bases 511 to 2949 code for a protein of 812 amino acids. NCBI's taxonomy places the organism in Eukaryota, Metazoa, Chordata, Actinopteri, Siluriformes, Ariidae. Gene Ontology annotation, cellular component: histone deacetylase complex. Gene Ontology annotation, biological process: negative regulation of transcription by RNA polymerase II.
GCGGGUGUAGGUUCACAGCCCCUCCGUCUCCCUCUUCCUGCGCGCAGUGAUCGGUUUUGUGCUGCGGUCGUGGUGAAUGAGAUUGAAGAAGAGUUCUUGUUUUGUAUCUCAGUUUCUCUCUGUUUUUUUUUUUUUUAAAACGCAGAAAUUAAAAUUUUAAAGCAAACAAAAAUAACACCAGCCCGUCUGAGUAAAUCCAUGCCGUGUGUUUUUGGUAUCGCAGUGAUGUAAGGAAUCGUUUUCGGACUCUGUUUUGCUGAUUUUUUUUUUUUUUUAGUGUGGGGGGGGUGUUUGUAAAUAUUUAUUUAAAUAAUUUGUCAGAAGGACUACUGAUCAAGUAAAGAGUGCAGGACUCAGAGAUGUGUAGGCUGUGAGCUGAGGAAGUCUGGGCGCCUGCCUGCCUGCCUGCCUUUACCCAUACUGGAGUUGGAGAGUGAGUGGACACCAGUCUCAUUGCCAGCUGGCUGAAAAAUUUCCGGGACUGACUUGACUUGCUGGCGAACUGGACCAAUGAUGGAACUGCAAACAUUACAGGAGGCCCUGAAAGUGGAAAUACAAAUCCAUCAGAAACUGGUUGCCCAAAUGAAGCAGGACCCACAGAAUGCUGAUCUGAAGAAACAGCUUCAUGAACUUCAGGCCAAGAUCACCGCCCUGAGUGAGAAACAGAAAAAGGUAGUGGAACAGUUGAGGAAGGAGCUGUUGGUGAAACAGGAGCCAGAGCUCAAGCUCCAGACGGUGCAGGCAGCGGCGGACGGUAAAGCCAUGAUCCUGUCACCCUCCUGUCAGCCUCAACAGCAGCCCACAGGUCCUCCUCACAACAAGGCAGCUCCACAGAAGACUCUGCAAGUCACGCCGGUCCUCACCGCGAAGACGCUACCUCUAGUACUGAAAGCUGCCGCCUCUACCAUGCCUGCUUCCAUGACUACGCCACGCCCCACAGUUGCCAUGGUCACUGCCAUCAGCAAUCCCCCCAGGCCUGCCUUGACCCCUGACUCUCGCAAUGCACCAGUGAACCUUCAGCUGUCCAGCAAACUGACCGGUCAGGACACCGAGGCAACGUCACGAGUCAUGCCGAAGAACGUAAUCGUAGUGCAGGCCAGCACCACCUCGGCUCAGCCUAUCAAAGUUCCCCAGUUUGUCCCUCCUCCUAGACUGACGCCUCGACCCACCUUUCUGCCACAGGUACGCCCGAAACCUGCUACUCCCAACAACGUGCCCAUUGCCCCUGCUCCUCCUCCCCCCAUGAUGGCUGCUCCACAGCUGCUCCAGAGACCAGUCAUGCUUACUACAAAGUUAACAUCAGCGCUACCCGCCUCGGCAGGCCCCAUCCACCAAGUGCGCAUUGUCAACGGCCAGCCCUGCACCAUCCCCAAAACCAUCCCUUCUACAGGAGCCAGCACAGGCCAAGUGACGGGCAUCGUUAUUAGUGGCCCGAUGCAGACGCUGCAGAUCAGCAGCUUAAACGCAGACAUAAAGACUGUGAAAUCUCAGGGGGCUUCAGAGCAGGUGCUUACAAGCACCCCUUCUUCAACGUCUCCUCUUCUUUCUCCUCCCAAGGUUAAACGAGAAGAGAAUCCACAGAAACUUGCCUUCAUGGUGUCUCUUGGGUUGGUCACACAUGACCAUCUAGAAGAGAUUCAGAGCCGAAGGCAGGAACGGAAAAGGAGAACAACGGCCAAUCCUGUGUAUAGCGGAGCAGUAUUUGAGCCAGAGAGGAAAAAGAGUGCUGUCACCUAUCUGAACACUCCCCUCCAUCAAGGAACGAGGAAGAGAGGUCGCCCACCCAAAUACAGCAGCAGUGCAUCAGGGCCAGAGCUGGGCUGCCACCCCCUGCUCUCCCCAUCCAGCAGUCACCCCGCCUCCCCAGCCGCCGAGCGGCCUGAACUCGGGGGUUUCCCCCUCCCCGUCCACCCCCACUCUCUCCCUCAGCCCAGCCCCAGCUCCGGGGAUGGAGACAUCCAUGAGGAUUUCUGCACUGUGUGCAGACGUAGUGGCCAGUUGCUCAUGUGCGACACGUGCUCACGCGUCUACCACCUCGACUGCCUGGACCCGCCCCUCAAAAAUAUUCCUAAAGGCAUGUGGAUCUGUCCCAAAUGUAAAGACCAGAUACUGAAAAAAGAGGAGGCCAUACCAUGGCCCGGGACCUUGGCGAUUGUGCAUUCCUACAUUGCAUAUAAAGAAGCAAAAGAAGAAGAAAAGCAGAAACUGAUGAAGUGGAGUGCUGAGCUCAAACUAGAGCGAGAGCAGCUGGAACAAAGGGUCAAGCAGCUUAGCAACUCUAUAACGAAAUGCAUGGAGACCAAGAACAGCAUCCUGGCCCGGCAGAAGGAAAUGCAGUCCUCGCUUGACAAGGUGAAACACUUGGUGCACCUCAUCCACAGCUUUAACCUUUCUCAGACUGUGGAGAUCGGUGCAGUCCAAGAGGACAACCCUGACGACAAGACUGACGGCUGCCAAGAGCCCAAGGGUACCGUACAUUCAUGUGCCAAGCCCUCAGGGUCUGAGCAGAACCCUGCCCAAGUUGGUGCGCAGGUCCCUGCUGCUGGCACGGUGCCCAAGGUACAGGCUGAGCCUGAGGUGGGCGAGAUGGCCGACUCGGCCGCCGCCGUCACUCCAGAGGCAGAGCCGAAAGGAUCAGGAGUCACACAGGCCAGUAAUACAGCAGUCAGAGACGACAUGGACACAGUGAAGACUGUAAAGCCAAUGGAGGUUACAGAGGUCAAAGAGAACGGUGGAACGGACUCGAAGAGCCCUGGAGAACUGGGAGAGAGUCCUGUGGACAUAACAAACUCUGAAAAUACGACUCCCAAUGCCAGCAACAGCGAAGAGGCAGUCAAGAUGGAUGUCGAGGACCUGGACCACAGCAAGAACACCAACAAUGGAAAAAUCUUAGAACCCUCGCAACAGCUUUUACCAGUGGCACUCAACAAUGUGGACAUCUCCCAAUGAGUCUUAUCCAAGUCGACUCAACUAAGUAUACCUCUCCUUCUCCCAAACAUUUUAAAAACAACUUUUACUGCAUCCAGCACCGAUGCACCAAGUUGCCAAUCUAUAUAUAUAUUAUACAUAUAUAUGUGCAUUUUAAUUUUUUUUUUUUCCCCCAGUGUGAGGUGAGACUGUCAACAGUGCUUCUACAUCCACGGUGAAUUAGUCAUGGUUCUUUGUCAGUGAAUACGCCCAACAAAGGUUGUAGAAAGGUGCUUAUAAUACAGUGUCAUACCAAUUCAUGGAUUAUUUAAAAAGAAAUGAAAAAAAAAAUCAAAUAAAAUGAAUAAUGAAGGAGGAGGAUAACUGAAUAUAUCUCAUCACACCAGUGUGUGCCUGCAACAGUUGCCCUUGAAACUCAUGGGGAUUGUUUAAGUUGUCUUAGUUUCUUUUUCUCUGGGAAGAGGGUGGCAGGUCACACAUGUCCAAAGACUGCAUGCUCUGUCCACCCUCAUCGCGUCCCCCAGCCAGGUCUGAGAGGACCCUUCCUAAACCAAAAGCUUCUUGUUCUGAGCUGGACAAGUUGCAUCAGUAUUCGCCAGCGGCAGGAAGCACCGAGGCUUCUGAAGUCACAGGCAUUUGUUAGACUGAAUCAGGACUAUAAAAUGCCGAUCUCUCCAUCCUGUUUUCAUUUCAUAUGAGCAGUAGAACGUGAAUGAUAUGGCUAAAAAAGAAGUCCCAUAUCGAGUACGCCUCAGACUAAACAUCGGGAAGAGAAGCAUGUGUAGUUGGGGCGAGGAAACGCAACCGCGUCAUUUGACAGCAGCGUCUGAUGAAUACGAAAAAGAUGUUGCUCUUCUGUACUGAGUCUUUACUGCACCCGUGUGUGAAACAUUGCAGGCUCGCUGUGUUGAGGGGGGGGAAAAAAAGGUGUCCAUGUCUGAGGGGUAUUUUGUCUUUCUGUUAAUAGCAAAAUGUAUUCAGGUCUUCCUAGUCUUCACACAAAAAUAAGUGCUUUUCUGUUUCAGAAACAGUAAUUUGCUAUCAGAGGUGUUAAAAUGGCAUCGUUUAUGCAAGAAGCUCUUUGUUGCAAGCAGAAGGGCAUUGCAUAAUGAGUGUUUUUAUUUAUCAUUCUAAACUGCCAAAUGGUUUUUUUUUUUGGUCCCCUGAAUCCAGAAUAUAAAUGUUUUAGCAUAUUUUGAAGCCUAGUCUAGAUAUCAGUAAAUACAUCACUCCUUUCUUCCUUCCCCUGAAUCAUCGUGUAUGGUAAACAUGCAUACGUAACAACAAUGCUUCACAAUUUGCUGUCUUAAACUUGAGGGUUUGAUGUUUGAGCCAAAUUUAGUAAUAAGACAAAGACGGAAAACCCUGGAUUUAAAGCACAAGCUUAUUUCAAAUAACAAAACUUCAAGUAAGGCAAAGCUUAAGAAAGUGAGUUAUGCUUAUUUGUUAACGAUCGUUAUGCUUGCCAACAUAUUUUUGUUUCCAAGGAUGUGUAAUGAAGCUGUGCUGCUUACUCACCUGCAAGUGGAGCAUCUUCUGCCAGACUUUUCUUUCUUUUUCUUUUUUUUUCCUUUAAACUAGUUCCUUUUGAACCUUUCUGUUCACCUUUUCACCUAAGACCAAAACAUCAGACGCACGUUUGCCCAGUUUACCUCUUCUACAUCGCUUUCUCUUGCGUUCAUUUGUACAUUGCACUGGAGUAAAUCAUGUCUUAAUGGUACUGCACAGCUGGCACCUCAAACAUGUUUACAUCUCCUCUUUCCAAAUUUGCAUAUCUUCAUCUGUACCAUUUUUGACAGAUCAUUAAGUCUAUUACUGAACAAUAAAUAUCGAACGUUAUUCGUUAUACCAUGUACAUUUAUAUUGCACGAUUACUGCUGUUUGCAGGGCAAAACAGGCCUUGUGAUUUCAGACUGUUUCACAAAGAUGUAACCAAACUAACACAGUGUACUUUGGAUCAGGAGGUAGACGGACGAAAAAAAAAAAAGUAGUGCAGUCAGAUUCCUUGCUUUCGUUGGAAGCAUGCUGCAGUUCUUUUUGCAUGACUGUGAAACACAAAUCAGCUCUCGGCAUUCCUUUAUACUUUUGUUACUAAGCUGUGUCUGGAAAGCAAAAUAAUAACUCUUCAUAUCUUGGCUGUUUUUAUUGCAAUCUAAAAUCAGAUAAACUGAAAGGACAUUUGAUGGCCUUCUGAAACCCCUCACUGUUUAGUGCAUCAUAAGGGUGAGAGGGUUUUAAGUAAAACGCCUCCGUUCCUUCCUGUACAGGUGCCCUCGAGUGCCUUUAUUUACAUCAUCUCCCAAUUAUAGUUCCCGUCCUGCGUUUAGUUAUCUUCCCACAGAUCUGUCAUUCACUUUUCACGAAGACUUUACGUGUUGCGUAGAAGCACAGCCUCAAGUUGUGAUUUUAUUGGGGAAAAGUAAAAACUGGGUGUAGUAACGUGGUGUUAAUUGUCUGGUUUUCUCUGGCUGUCUGUGGUUGACGUAGAUGUUUCACACACUCCCUUUUAAAAAGUAAGCUUAAAGAGCUUGAUGUUCAGGUUAAGGAGUUGCCUUAAUAGGUGUUCUUAAGUUUUGUUAAACACCCAAGAACAAUAGUGUAUUUAUCACAGUAAUUGCACAAGUUGAGGGGGGAAAAAAUGUCUGUAAAGAAACCUAGAUUCUACUGUCAUGGCUAACGAUUAUUCCUUUUAUUUAGUGGUCAGGUCUGAUUUAGUUUAUGAUCGUUUUUAUUGGCGUCAGCAAUUUUAAGGGGAAACUAAGACAGAUGUGAGUAGUGAUUAUUCGUAUUCUAUUAUUUAUGCACUUUCAGCAGUGAUGCCAUUAGUGUUAAAGGUACACCAAGGAAUAUCUUUAGUCAGAUGGGUUAGUAUAUAAACCCUCAGAACAGGAUGUAAUCUUCCAAGCCUUUCACUUAAUCACCUUGUACUAUUCCAUACAUUCUGCUGUUGUGUAGAAAAGCCUCUUCGUUGAGGUUCAGCGAGUACGUUUCUUUUCACGAGAAGAGACUGUGUGUUUAUUAUCUCAUUAUCAACAAUGUAAUACACUAAAUUCUUUUUCUAUUCCAGAAGUAAAUGAUGUUUAUCAGGUAUUCAAAGUUCAGCAGCGAUUUAAAAAAAAAAACACCUGCAAGCUGACUGCAUUGACUUCACAAAACCACCAAAACACCACGUGACCAGUUGGUACAAUAACAAACGCCACUUUCUUAUGCAAGUUUUUUUUUUUUUUUUUGGUUUGGUUUUGUUCUUUUUUUUAAUGUUUUAUCAAAACUUUUAAAUAUGCAUCUAUCUUUGAGUUUAAUUUUUAGGAUUUUUAUGCAGAACUAUUUUGUUGCUUUCCAUUAAUCAUUGCUGGCAGCGAGAUUUUAAAAACAAAAAAGGUACAUGCAUGCUGUGCAUCUAUUAAAAAAAAAUUUAGUUUUUAUUGAUGAACAAAUACACUUGUGGUAUUGCUGGUAUGUCUGGCACAUGGUCGAGUAAAUAAUCAGUCAAACACUGUAAUGGAUACAUGCAGGAAUAAUCACAAUGCCACCAACCUUGUCUCUUGUACUAAUGUGGAUUAUUGCAUCUCAUGAAUAAUGGACCAUUUAUUUUUAAUUCAGUUCUGUCUUUCAUAUGUGAACCACGCUGAAUCAGAGUUAGCGGAGAGAUUUUUUUUUUCCUUUUUUUGGGGGGGGGGUUAUGAUGGGUGAGCGAAGAAGAAGUCUUUGUGGCAUAGUUGUAGUGGAAAAGCCCCACGUUCACAUUCUAUAAUCUGAAUACCCAAAGAGACUGCAAAUGUGCAUUCUGCAAUGAGGAAGCCUUUUACGUUUUAAAUACAUAUCACUGAUUUUCUUUUAUGGCGAACAGCUUACAGCAUUAUGUCGAACAUUUGAUUUUUUGCAGACUUUCUGGUUUUAUUAGUCAUUUUCAGUGCACUGUAAUUUGGAGUUUACAAUAUUGGAGAAGUGAGAGAAUGAGGACUAUAUUUAUGCAUAUAUGGGAACAUUGAUUACACAUUCAUUCCAGCUGUACAUCUCAUUAACCUGCUAGUUUUUAGAUCCUCCAUAUUCACACACACGUGCAUUAUAUUCCCUCUGACGUGUGUGGGUUUUUGUUUUUAAGUACUCAUUCAUGACUGUGGCCUUCUAGUAUUGUUGAUGCAUUACAUUAUACAGAAACUUCCCUGGUAUUGUACACGUCUGCGCGUGUGUGUGUGAGAAAGAGUGCGUCUUUUACCUCAUCUGCAGUCAACUCUUAAAUUGGAGUACUUUUGUUUACGUGUGAAGAAAAACAAACAACAAAAAAAAGGAGAAAAAAAAAUCUUCCACUAAAGAAACACAAGAUGCAUUGUAGCGAUUUGAGUAAUUACAAAACGUUCACCUGGUGUGCUGAACUAUGUGUAAAUUGUUUAUUACACAAUAUAAAUAUUUGUAAAAUUGUUUGUAUUUUUCAUAAUGGUUUUAAAAAGGAGUGUGUUUAUUUUUAUGAAUUCUUUCUGUUACAGAACUCUUGCUUUGUCUUUUUCGCCUGACAUUGUGAGUGAAUUGGUUGGUUCUCUUACCUCUCUCAUGUAUUUGAGCCUGUGCUGAGUUGUUUGUAUGCAGUGUUUAGAAAUACUGUAGGGAACGUGAGACAAAAUCGAUAUUAGGAGCAAUUGAUCAAUUUGUAUUUAUUUAUUUUAUCAUUUUGUUAAUAAAUUUACCAAGAAA